AUGUUUAAAAACCUGAAAAAUCGAUUAGACAGUGAAGCGGAGAAAAUCAAACAAUCAGUUCAACAAUAUGGCGGACAAGUUGCUGCACAAGUUGGACAAUAUAGGCAAGCAAUGAAUGAACAACAGACUACAAAUGAAUCAGGUUCUUCGAAUAGCAAAAAAAUCGGGGAAACUUCAAUUGAUGAUUCCAAUCAAAUCACGGUUAGUAACAGUUCAAGAGGGGCUGAAAUUUAACUUAUCAAAAGUUAUGGUACCAUAAGGGAUUGUUCUCAAAAUGCUAAUAAUAAAGCAUGAAUUUUCUGAUCAAUUAUUAUAGGUAAAAAACAUUUUAACAAAAUUCGAGGAAAGUUUUUUUCUCUAAAGUUAUAUUUUUUACGUUCCAAAAUUACUAUAAUUUUUUUAUAUACUAUUGCUGGUCUUAUCCCAUCUUCAAACGUUUUUUUCUCAGGAAACAUCAAGUGCAAUGAUGAGUGAAAUUCCUGAAGCAGAUCUUCUUGGUCUCGGAUUAUCAGAUAUUCCUCAAUCAACAACAACAAGACAACGAACAUUUUCUGGAGAUUCGACUGAAAGCACAUUUUCUUCACUUCUACAUUCACUUCCAAGUGUUUUGACAUCUGCUCUCGAAACAAUUCCAUCAGAUUCUGAAAGUGUUGCUAGUGACGCAUUUUCAGUUCGAUCUUCAAAUGAUCCAAAUUCAAGACUAAAACAAAAACUUUUGAAUUAUAAAGAAAAAUAUCGAGAUGCAGUUCAACGACAUAACAAAUUAGUGGAUGAUGUGAAUAAUACGAAAAUGGUUUUAGAAAAAACACAAGAUGAAUAUUUGAAAAAAAGUGGAAAGUAUGAGGGAAAAUCAGAAGACGAGUGA
Caenorhabditis angaria is the source of this 865-nucleotide messenger RNA. NCBI's taxonomy places the organism in Eukaryota, Metazoa, Nematoda, Chromadorea, Rhabditida, Rhabditidae. The record is from the annotation of a GenBank genome assembly.